Messenger RNA from Zalophus californianus (California sea lion), 1480 nucleotides. RefSeq names its product calcium and integrin binding 1 (gene CIB1). Gene Ontology annotation, molecular function: calcium ion binding. The transcript has 6 exons. Lineage: Eukaryota; Metazoa; Chordata; Mammalia; Carnivora; Otariidae. The record is from RefSeq and is a predicted model, not a curated record. Bases 450 to 965 code for a protein of 171 amino acids.
UGUGUCGAACCUCAGCUCCCGGAUCCUCUAGCGGCGGCGUCGGGGGUGGGGGGCUCUGUCCGCAGACGGUCAAACUGAGGGCCCCCCCACAGGGAGGGACAGGGGCCCGCCUGCGGUCCGCGGCCGAGCCGGAGCUGGCGCCCGGGCCCCGAGCCCCGGGCGGUGCCCUCAACCCGUCCCGCCCUCCCUGCCGCCUCGGGGGCCCCACUGCGCACCGCGGGGGCCACCUAGCAGCCUCGGCCCGGCUGGGCGCUCCGGGGCCUGCGCUCCGCUGGCUUCUGCGUAACCGAACUUCCUGCCCCGGCCCGGCAGGGGCUGCUGUGGCUCUCCGCGGACUUCGCCGACCCGGAGCCUGGCUCCUGGUAACUUGAUCUGAAGCAACACGAGCCCACAGGCGGUUUUGUGAGUUGCUCCCCCCAGAGCACCGGAGUGUGGAGGAGUCACUGCAGAUGCGAGUGUCCUUGGAGCAGAUCCUCAGCCUUCCAGAGCUCAAGGCCAACCCCUUCAAGGAGCGAAUCUGCAGGGUCUUCUCCACAUCCCCAGCCAGGGACAGCCUGAGUUUCGAGGACUUCCUGGACCUCCUCAGUGUGUUCAGUGACACAGCGACUCCAGACAUCAAGUCCCACUAUGCCUUCCGCAUCUUCGACUUUGAUGAUGAUGGAACCUUGAACCGGGAAGACCUGAGUCACCUCGUGAACUGCCUCACGGGACAGGGUGAGGACACACGUCUUAGUGCUUCAGAGAUGAAACAGCUCAUUGACAACAUCCUGGAAGAGUCCGACAUUGAUAGGGAUGGCACCAUCAACCUCUCAGAGUUUCAGCACGUCAUCUCCCGUUCACCGGACUUCGCCAGCAGAAAACCUGACCCGCUCUUCUCCUGUUCAGCUCCUUUAAGAUUGUCCUGUGACAGGAGCCACAGCGUGUGUCCCAGCAAGCACCCCGUCAGAGAGCCUUUCCACUGCUGAGCUGUGGCCAAGGUCAUGCCUGUGUUGCCAGGGCCGGCCACGCUGGCCUAGCCGAGCUGGCGCCGUGCGGUCCUGCUCCGGGCGGGGAAGGCCCUCCGGACAAGGGCCUCUCCCCUUCUGUCAUGGUCAUCGCUCCCCCGUGUGUUUGUGUUCUACUAAUCUAUAAUAAAGGUUUAGACGUUUUGACCCUUUGCGUGAUACUAGAAACAUUGGUAUGAGGAAGGACUGGACUUCCAGAAGCCUUCGGUCAUACCGGAAAGAACAGGAUCUAAAGAGCCAGCAGGAAGUCAGACUGUAGCCUACCCGGCCCACCGCCCACCGCGCACGAGGCUGUGAGCAGGAAGGGGCAGCCUGAUAGAUGGAACUCCUCCAUAUGCUGAUGCUGGUGCUGCUUACAGAAUUUCCACACAUGUAAAAAUUUAUAGACAACCGUGUGCCAAAAGAAAAACCAACCGCCAAUUUCACCGUAUGAUCAUUUAAAAAAAUAAACGUUUUUUAAAUUAAAAAAAACAAAA